AUGGAUCCCGCAACAACCGAUGAUUUGAUAUUGGCAAUGGUGGCAGAGGAGGAUCCUGCGGUGGACGCGAGUGAGACGAGGGCGCCUCUUGUGAUCGGGGUCACCGUUACGGCCUUGUUUGUGGCGACAGUCGCUACGAUGCUGAGGGUCUAUGUCCGCAAAUACGUCUUGAGAAGAUGGGGACCGGAUGACUCUGCGCUCGUCGCUUCAUAUAUUCUUGUGUUCCUCACUGGUCUUCUGAUGCUCAUCAACACGCAUUACGGGGACGGACGGCACGCUGCCACGCUCCCUCGCGCGGACUACCUGAAAACACAGGAGAUAGCCAUCGCCGCUGUUGCCGUAUACCAAGUUGCAUAUCCACUGAUCAAGACGACGUUUCUGUUGCAAUAUCGCCGAGUCUUCCCGUUGCCGCCGUUCAAGAAGCUGUGCAAUAUGUUCGCCAUCUUCAUACUCACCUUUGGAUUCACGCAAGUGGUCUCAUUAUGCUUCGCUUGCGUUCCUCUUCGGGCCCUGUGGGACUUCACUGUCCAGGGGAAAUGCAUACAUCUUCUGGAGUGGUGGUACAUUGGAUCAUCCAUCAACCUCAUUACCGACCUCGUCAUCUUUUUCAUGCCGGUGCCUUUACUGAGGACACUCGGCGUACCGAUGAAGCAGAAACUCAUCCUGAUGGCAACUUUUGGUCUUGGCUUCUUCACGUGCGCGAUAUCCGUCGUUCGACUCACCACUCUAAAGCAGUCUUCUCAAUCAACUGAUCCGACGUACAACACCGUCAUCGCUGGCGUCUGGUCUCUUACCGAACUAUGCUGCGGGGUCGUCUGCGUAUGUGUACCGACUCUUCGGCCCCUGCUAGGCACGCACAGCCAGACGGUCAAGAUACGAACACACUUGGAGCGACGUAUCCACGACAGCGCCGACACCGAGCUGUACACCCAGUCAUCGGGCGGAACGACGUCGAAGAAGAGGCGAUCGGGUAUAAUGUCAGCCACGUUGCAUGAGGCGCUGGAAGACCCAGAGAGUCCGAGGACGUUGACCGAUUACGCGAGAAAUACGGCGGACGUAGCGACGCCGCCGAAGAUACACGUUGACGAGGCUCGAGAAACGAGAGAGCAACUGAGGCAGGCUAUGGCCAUGACGUUACCGUUGACGAGAGUUGAUACGGAGGAUGGCGUCGAGUUUCUGAUGCUCGAGGCUCCGGGGCAUGAUCCGGAGGUACCGACGCCGUUGGCGCCGCCGCCGAGGAGGCAUACGGAUAGGGGUAAUCGGCAGAGCGAAGGAGGUGAUUAUUUCGGAGCUCUGGUUUGGGAUCCGAAAGGUCAGCCGAGUAUUCCUGAAAACACGUCGCAGGAGACGAUCAGUCCAGGUGGUAAAGGGGAUGAUCCGCCAUGA
Colletotrichum karsti is the source of this 1386-nucleotide messenger RNA. RefSeq lists its product as uncharacterized. The transcript has 4 exons. The coding region runs from base 1 to 1386 and encodes 461 amino acids. Lineage: Eukaryota; Fungi; Ascomycota; Sordariomycetes; Glomerellales; Glomerellaceae. The record is from RefSeq and is a predicted model, not a curated record.